Messenger RNA from Colletotrichum navitas, 840 nucleotides. RefSeq lists its product as uncharacterized. The transcript is spliced from 2 exons. Lineage: Eukaryota; Fungi; Ascomycota; Sordariomycetes; Glomerellales; Glomerellaceae. Bases 1 to 840 code for a protein of 279 amino acids. The record is from RefSeq and is a predicted model, not a curated record.
AUGAAGGCCGUCCAGUCUCUCGCUCUUGGCCUCGCAGCCUUAACCCCUCUGGCUUCCGCCUGGCCCAGAUGGCUUCCAGAUGUCGAUGCCCUGGUUGUGCGCCAGAACGACGAAUCUUCCGCUCCUGCCGCAACUCAAACUCCGGCCCCCCAAUCAGGGGCUACGACAACACCAGAGGCUACGGGAACUGCAGAGGAGACGAAGACAGGCGGCGCCAAAACCACCAACCUCAACACCGCAAACCUCAACACCGCAAAGGGCUCCACAGAGACGGGUACUGGCACCAGCAAGCCAAAGCCGACCACCUUUGACGACACAGACCCUGCGGGUGCUGUUGUCAUGAUUACACCGGCACCUACGCAACAGGCUAUAAACCUAUACAAGAUCGGAGACUACGUCACCUGGGGAUGGAACUAUACGAAUCUUCAGGCCACGCCUACCGCCAUCGACGUCCUUGUUUCCUGCUCUGCCAUGGCCCAGACGUGGACGCUCACUCAGAACAUGAGCUUUGCCCAACCCGCCUCUUUCACCUGGGACUCGAGCGUGCAAGCGUCUGACCCUUCGGCCCCGUUGCGCAAUGAUGAGUACACCCUCGUCAUUUACGAUGCCGAAUCGAGCGUCAGCGCGACUCCAGCCGCCGGCUACUUGGGCGUCUCGAACAGCUUCAAGUUCGGCAUGUACUUGCCCCAACAGUACACGCCUCUGAGCGAGUGGCAUUGCGCAGUUUGCAAGUCGUCCGCGCCCUCUCUGAACAACAAGGCUGUCGGUAUGGCUGUAGGCAUGAGCAUGAUCACCGUAGCCAGCUUCACAUGGUUCGUGACAGGACUCGGCAUGUUCUGA